Molecule: messenger RNA, 3361 nt
Organism: Pelobates fuscus (common spadefoot toad)
Lineage: Eukaryota; Metazoa; Chordata; Amphibia; Anura; Pelobatidae
Product: rap1 GTPase-activating protein 1-like
Exons: 18
Coding region: 69-1640 (523 amino acids)
Biological process (GO): regulation of small GTPase mediated signal transduction; activation of GTPase activity
Cellular component (GO): cytoplasm
Molecular function (GO): GTPase activator activity
Source: RefSeq, a predicted model, not a curated record
CAAGCCAAGCAGUCGCACUGCGUAAUGUACGAGGCAGGAAGAGAGCCCUCAAUAUACACAGAUUCUGGAUGUUUUCUAGAAAACAUAGCUUCCCCAUUGGUGCCUAUGGAGGGAAACCAGACAGCCUGUACAUUGCCCAUGUACUGAACACACACGCAGAAGAAAUGUCCAAUCCUCCAAGCUCCCGCAGCAAGCCAGCUGAUCUGUUCGAAAUGAUCGAGAAAAUGCAGUGCAGCCGGUUGGAGGACCAGCGAUGUGUCUUCCCCUCCCCUUUGAAGCGUAAAGGGGACGAAGCAGUGCACCCUGGGAUUCACGAGAUAUUAAAACAAGGCCGUCCUCUCCCUCUCCUUAUCCCACACCCAUUUGGUGGGUAUUGGAUUGAGGGAACCAGCCAUUCCUUGCCUCCUCCGGGAUCCGAUCUCCCAGUGUCCAAUGACAGACUGCAAAUUCUUCAAUCAGAUCCCAAUGCACGGUUCUACAGACGGCACUUCCUCGGUAAGGAACAUCAGAAUUUCUGUGCCAAGGAUCCGAAGCUUGGAGCCCUCAUCCUCUCUGUGAAACUCGAGCAGAAAUCAGAGCGCGUGCGUCUGAUCCUAAGAUCCAAAUCGGGGACCAAACACCAGUUAACUGAGUUGUCAAACUUUUCCCAGUUUCCCAGCACAGUGGAGAUGGCACAAAUUUUAUGUGAGGAUCUGGCAGUGGAUCGAUUCUUCCCUGUCCUCUACCUUAAGGCUUCUCAGCUCCUGGUGGCUUUCGAUGAACAUCUCAUAAACAACAACUUCAAGUUUGGGGUCAUAUACCAGAAAGCUUCACAGGUAAAUGAAGCAGAACUUUUCAGUAACACAGAAGAGAGUUUGGGGUUCACUGAAUUUCUUAACUUUUUAGGAGACCAGAUUAAUCUACAUAAUUUCAAAGGGUUCCGUGGUGGCCUGGACGUUUCCCAGGGUCAGACUGGAUCAGAGUCUGUUUACACCCGAUUCCGAGGCAAUGAGAUUAUGUUCCACGUGUCCACAAAACUUCCAUACACCCCUGGAGACACACAGCAGCUACAGAGGAAGCGCCACAUCGGCAAUGAUAUCGUAGCCAUUGUCUACCAAGACGACGGGGCAGUUUUUUCUCCAAAUAUAAUUACCUCUCACUUCUUACACUGUUUUAUCGCAGUGCAACCAGACCUCAGUCCCAGCGGAGACACUCUCUACAAGGUUUCAGUCACAGCCAGGAAUGAUGUGCCAAAGUUUGGACCAGCUCUCCCAAGCCCGGCUGUGUUUCAGAAGAACCAGCAUUUCCGGGAAUUUCUUCUCACCAAGCUUAUUAAUGCGGAGGUCAGCUGUUACCGUGCUGAGAGGUUCUCAAAACUGCAGGAACGCACACGGGCCGCUCUUAUUGACACCCUGUAUGAGGAACUUAUCCUUCAUAGUCAGAGUGUGCUGGGACCAUUGAAUGAAGGGGCUGGAGGGACAGCGGAUGAAGGAACGGUGGAUAAACUGGAGAACACUACUAGUGGGUUUUUGGAAAAUUUCAAGUCAUUCUCUCUCGCUUUGCGAAGUCCUCAGAGAUCACGAGACACUCUCUCCCGAGGGUGCCGGAGCAGCAGUAUUGCCAUAGAGAGCUCCUCUGACGAAAAGAGGUUGUUCUCUUAAUAUGAGUGACAUGCGCCAAGAACCCAAAACGCUACCAGGAGUCAUGGCGACUCACCGAGUUAAGACCGACUUGAAUAUCAGAUGUCUGUCCAUGGGGGAGAAACUGGUUCACUGUCUUUAUUUAUGCUGCUUACAUGUUGGGAUGGCAGUCACUAUAUAGAUCCAUAGUCCCCCGUUCUUCAAUAGAUCUGGUAAAAGCAGAAUCCACAAUAACCAUGCAAUAUAAAAAAAAUGUAAAUAAUCUACCGAGAACAUGUCAACAGGCAAACAUGCCUUUCUUAAAAUCCAUCUCCAUCCCUGCAUGAUGUAUAUAGACCACACCUCACGUAACCUAGAACAAACUGCUCUAAUCCCUAAUCAAUAUCACAGACUUCGCUUGUGUUCUACUGUGUGAUUGAAUUCCGUUAAAUAAAAAGGUCUUAUGCCAGCAUUGUCAAAAGGCUCUGCGCCUCCAAACGUUACGAUAUUGAUGUGUUUAAAUUGGUUUUGUGCAACUUGUGCGUCUGAUGUUUGCACCGACACCAUGCUAACCACCCAACAGCGAACACAAGCUGCCUGUGGCUGGGUGACUUACACACGCAGGUUUAUUAACUAAGCUACAAAUGUUUGUGAAUUAUAGGCUUAGAAUUUAGUGAUCACCCUGGCAGUGCCACGGGUCUGGCUCUCAGGAAAUGUAACUCUCUAAAGUAAAAAUAUAAAUCAAAUCUGGUUUAUGAGCUUGGCCCUUCCUAUCAGAAGAAAAUAAAAUAAACAUCACAAUCCCCUCUCUUGGAAAUGUACGUCAAACUGAGUGUUAUAACUUGCCUGCCCCUGUUUGCCAACAACUCAUACCUUGUUCAAUGAGAAUCUGGCUGAGGCGAGUUAAAAUAUAAAUCUAAUAUAAUAGAAUUAUUAUUGAGACAAACACUUGCUUAUGUAGAAUAGAACUCCAAUCAAUCUCACCCAAUAGUCGAUUGAGCACCAAUGGUCAAUAAAAAAAUUUUUUUUUGUAUGAAACCCUAAAUCUCAGUUAUAACCCCUCCUAUUGAUGAGAACCUUUGCACUAUAGAUGUGUUCUCAGUACUUGUCUAUGAGAAGCAUUUGAUUGGGCAAUGCCAAGCGUUAACAGCACAAGCCAGUUCUGCAAAUUUUCACUAAAUGUAAUUUUUUUCCUAUUAUCCACAUACAUUUUUGUAUAUAUUGUUAUCCCUUUAAUAGUUUGCUUUCUGGGUUCUGAAGGGAGUAAAUUUAAUAGGGCAAAUGAGAGAGUGAAGCAACGAGGCAUGUAAUGUGUGUUAUCAUAGGGUCGGUUUUAGGCAUUGGGUUAAAGAAGGGAGGCUGAGCAUUUAUGGCAAUUGUCUGAUGUUAGGUUUUUCAUAAACAUUCAGCAUGGGGGGUAGGGGAGACAUAACCUGGAGUCCCACACUGAGACGCUGUGCGAGGUGGCACAACGUCACGGGAAACCAUCAGAUCCAGGGCUGGUGGGCGAGUUUACCAUUGGAAAUAUUAUGACCUUUCUUUUAGUUUUUAACACAACGUUAAUCCACCACCACAUGUCUACCCUACAACAGACACUAACCAGUAACACUCUAUUAAAUAUUAUUUAACAUAUACAGCAGAUACAGUAACAUACACAAGCAUACGAGUGCCAUGUCUAAACAUGUAGAAACGGGUGUUGGGCCCUCCAUUACUGGAACAUUCUUUUAUUUGUUCUAAUGUUUUUUUCUUCUUGUAACCAAUAA